Messenger RNA from Bacidia gigantensis, 819 nucleotides. RefSeq lists its product as uncharacterized. The coding region runs from base 1 to 819 and encodes 272 amino acids. Gene Ontology annotation, molecular function: glutathione disulfide oxidoreductase activity. The record is from RefSeq and is a predicted model, not a curated record. Gene Ontology annotation, biological process: cellular response to oxidative stress. The transcript is spliced from 2 exons. Lineage: Eukaryota; Fungi; Ascomycota; Lecanoromycetes; Lecanorales; Ramalinaceae. Gene Ontology annotation, cellular component: Golgi lumen; cytoplasm; cis-Golgi network.
AUGCCUUCUUCGCGGCGAUUGAAAACAAUAGCGUUGGCAAUAGCGGUGAUAUUCUGCUUCAUCCUUUUCGUCGGUAGAGACACAACCACGCAAGAAUUCUAUACACGUACAGUUGCUGCCCUCGACAAGAAACACGCUUCUGACGCAGAAGCAGCAAGCAAAUGGCGGACGAUAAAAGACCCCGCCAAGAACCAAGAGCCAAUAAGUGACGGCAACACAGCCCAGAAACCACUUGACGAAUCAUCAGACGAUGGCGAGCAGCCACACGGCGAACCAGAAAAGUAUCCAAAGACAGAAUCCAAGGAUGAAGAGGGCGACGAGAAGAGCGUUGCCGGCCGCAAGAAAAUGAAGGGGGAGGGGCACAAAUCAGAUCGGCCGCACAAGUCGAAAGAGGAGCGUCAGGUAGAGGCAGAGAUGAACUCGAUACUGAAGCGCGGUCCCAGUACGUCACUACCUGUUCCUACGCUCCUUUCCCUUUUGCAAGGCCACAUGCUAACAAAACACCCCUCAGUAAUCAUAUUCUCUAAAACAUGGUGCCCCUAUUCCGCGAAAGCCAAAAGAAUCCUAACGGACAAAUAUCACAUCGUCCCCGCCCCGCAUAUCGUGGAGCUGGACCAACAUCCCCUCGGAGGCAAGAUCCAAGACGUACUCGAGAAGACCACAGGCCGGCGGACCGUGCCCAACAUUCUCAUAAAUGGGCGAAGCGUCGGUGGUGGCGACGACAUCGAAGCCGCCGAAAUAGCGGGGACGCUGGUCGAGAAGAUACAGAAUAUGGGCGGGAAACGGCUUACUAUUACGAAGAUGCGGGAGGGCGACUGA